Messenger RNA from Arabidopsis arenosa, 554 nucleotides. The record is from the annotation of a GenBank genome assembly. Lineage: Eukaryota; Viridiplantae; Streptophyta; Magnoliopsida; Brassicales; Brassicaceae.
ACUGUCACAGAGCUAACAUGGAAGAAGCAAAGCAUAAUGAAGCUGAGGAAGCACAACGGAUUGAAGCUGGGGAAGCAAAGCAUAUUGAAGCUGGGGAAACUUCAAGAUCAUCUAGGAAAGUUAUUACUUUUGAGCCAAAGUUAGUUAUAAACAAAGGAAUAUCGGUUCUUGGAUUCGUUCUGCGGUUAUUUGCUGUUUUUGGAACUAUAGGAAGUGCGCUUGCCAUGGGAACAACACAUGAAUCUGUUGUCUCUUUAAGUCAGCUCGUACUUCUCAAAGUUAAAUACAGCGACUUACCAACGCUCAUGUUUUUCGUGGUUGCAAACGCGAUUGCUGGUGGAUAUUGGUUCUUUCUCUACCUGUGAGUAUCUUUCAUAUCUUCAGUACUAAAGCUAAAACCUCGAGAAUCAUCUUGCUCGUUAUCGACACGGUAAGUAUCUCGCUCCCUCUUUUCCGUUGUUCCCUUUCCCUCCUAUUCAUUAUGAUCGUACUAGAUAUGGUCGAAAGUUGUAAUAUGUGUAGAAACUUUGUCUUAAUAUAGUUUACAUCGAACA